AUGAGGUCGAUGCGCCCCCUGCCACACUUCCUUCUUCGUCGCGUCACCAUAUUUGGAGGAGAUGCGGGUUCUGCUCGCGCAUCUGCUCCUCCCGGAGUUGUCGCCUUCGGCAGGAGGGAGUGCCGGACCUCGCGCCAACUCGAGGACCGCCGCUCCGGCGGCCCGUUGUUUCUGGCCGCCGUCCGCCUCGUUGGCCCUCUUCGUGGCUUGCCCUCUGGUGCCCCAUCCAUUCGCUACCAGUCACGCACCAGCUUUAGGUUGCCGGCACCUAGGAGGGACCGGACAGCAAAAUCGGUGCUCAUCAAAGAUAGCGUUGAUGCCCCUUACGGCCUUACCCGACAACACAGUUCUGCGGAAGCUUCUUGGUCUCCGUUCCAUGGUGUUGCCAACGAGCAAGUGCUGAAGCACACAAAAUAUAAGGGUGUAGAUGAGGAGGCGAGGGCUGACGACAACCAUGGGAGGAGAAACAUUCAAGCCAUUGUAACAUGUUUCGCAGGGGAGCACGUCCAGCUGUCGUAUGAGAAGAAGGGCGCGCAGCUGAGGACCCAGGAUGCCAAUGGUGUGGAGCCGUUCGCCAUCGAGACGACCAGGGCUGCCACUAGGGACCUCCAGACCAAGCUCAACAUCUCUGCCGCCUUCGUCGAUGACGUGUCCUGA
Messenger RNA from Triticum turgidum subsp. durum (durum wheat), 657 nucleotides. Lineage: Eukaryota; Viridiplantae; Streptophyta; Magnoliopsida; Poales; Poaceae. The record is from the annotation of a GenBank genome assembly.